Messenger RNA from Argentina anserina (silverweed cinquefoil), 3303 nucleotides. Its product is annotated as kinesin-like protein NACK2. Gene Ontology annotation, molecular function: microtubule motor activity; microtubule binding; ATP binding. The coding region runs from base 258 to 3149 and encodes 963 amino acids. Lineage: Eukaryota; Viridiplantae; Streptophyta; Magnoliopsida; Rosales; Rosaceae. Gene Ontology annotation, biological process: microtubule-based movement. The transcript has 14 exons. The record is from RefSeq and is a predicted model, not a curated record.
AUGAAAACAAAUAAAAACAGAAAAAUCCCCAGAUAAUAAACAACACCAGUAGCCGUUACUUCACUCCCCAUCUCUCUCUCUCUCUCUCUCUCUCUCUCUCUCUAAAUUUGUUCACACUCUCACUGUGACCAAACCUCUACCGGAGCCAAUAGGAAGUGAAUCGGAAUCCUCCGCCGGCGGUGCUGGACUUCGGCGACUCUGAAGCUUCACUGGAACUCCUUUUUUUUACUAUCAGUGGAGGCUAGAAAGUGAAGGAGAUGAUGAUGAUGGCUGGGACACCGGCGACGCCGAAUUCCAAAAUCCGUAGGACUACUUGCUCCACUCCAGGUGGUUCAAGAGUUCGUGAGGAGAAGAUAUUGGUCACUGUUCGAUUGCGGCCACUGAACCGGAGAGAGCAGGCAAUGUAUGAUCUCAUUGCUUGGGAUUGCCUGGAUGAGAAUACUAUUGUUUUCAAGAAUCCUAAUCAUGAGAGACCUGCUAAUCCAUACACAUUUGAUAAGGUGUUUGCGCCGACGUGCUCAACUCAGAAGGUCUAUGAAGAAGGAGCCAAGGAUGUUGCUUUAUCUGCACUUACAGGAAUGAAUGCAACAAUUUUUGCAUAUGGGCAGACAAGCAGUGGAAAGACAUUUACCAUGAGAGGAAUCACUGAGAAUGCUGUCAAGGACAUUUUUGAACACAUCAAGAACACACCGGAGAGGGAUUUCAUUCUUAGAUUUUCUGCAUUAGAGAUCUACAACGAAACUGUUGUUGACCUCUUGAAACGCAAAUCUGGCCCUGUUCGACUUUUGGAUGAUGCUGAGAAAGGAACCAAUGUGGAUAAAUUACAUGAGGAAAUUAUUGAAGAUGGCCAACAUCUGAAGCAUUUGAUAGGAAUUUGUGAAGCUCAAAGGCAAGUGGGAGAAACUGCCCUAAAUGAUAAAAGCUCGAGAUCACAUCAGAUAAUCAGGCUGACCAUAGAGAGCAGCCUGCGAGAAAGUUCAGGCUCAGUGAAAUCUUUUGGAGCCAGUUUGAACCUUGUGGAUCUGGCUGGAAGUGAACGUGCCUCCCAGACAAAUGCAGAUGGGACAAGGUUGAAGGAAGGUAGUCAUAUCAACCGCAGCUUGCUAACACUCACAACAGUGAUCAGGAAGCUGAGUGGUGGAAAAAGAAGCGGCCACAUACCAUACAGGGAUUCUAAGCUUACACGAAUUUUGCAGUCUUCAUUGGGGGGAAAUGCUCGAACAGCGAUCAUAUGCACAGUAAGCCCCGCUUUGAGCCAUGUCGAGCAGACAAGAAAUACACUAUCAUUUGCAACUAGUGCCAAGGAGGUCACUAAUGCGGCAAAAAUAAAUAUGGUAAAAGCAUUAGCAGCUUUUCAUCUUCUCUGGAAUACCUCAUGUGAUAAACAUGCCUUAUCUUGCUUCAAUAAUUUGCAGAGAAUAGCCAGACUUGAAGCAGAGUUGCGAAGUCCUGAGCCUUCUGCACUUAGGUCCAUACUAGAAGAAAAGGACCUGAAAAUUAAGCAGAUGGAGAGGGAAAUGGAAGAGCUAAAGCGGCAAAGAGACCUUGCACAAUCACAACUUGAGUUAGAGCGAAAAGUAAACAAGGUGCAGAAGGGAUCAAACCAAUGUGGACCUUCUUCUGAAGUCGUGAGGCGUCUUUCUUUUCCUGGAGAGGAUGAAAUCCCUGCUACCACUCCACAAUCUCGUACAAGAAAUACAGCUCGAAGGCAGUCAAUUAUGAGGAGAUCAGUAACUUCUACAGAUCCAUCCAUGCUUGUGAAUGAAAUCCGAAAGUUAGAGCAGAGGCAGAGGCAGCUUGGUGAUGAGGCAAAUCGAGCACUUGAAGUACUGCACAAGGAGGUAGCUACCCAUCAACUGGGAAAUCAGGAAACUACUGACACUAUAGCAAAACUGCUGUCUGAAAUAAAAGACAUACAAGCAGUUGGCACUAUUCCUGAAGUAUCUAUGAUUGAAGGUGAGGCCAACUUGAAAAAAGAGAUCACUCGAUGGAAAUCUCAGGCAGGCAAUAUUGAAUCUCUAGAAAGGAAGCUCGAGAAUGUUCAGAAAUCUAUAGACCAGCUGGCUUCUGCAUUUGCAACUAGUGAGGAGAGUUCAGAAUGCAAGACCCAGUCAAAAAAGAAGAAACUCCUUCCUUUCACCCUAAGCAAUAGCACAAAUAUGCAGCAUUUAAUUCGGUCUCCUUGCUCACCUAUGACCCAUUCACGUAAAGUUAUGGAUUAUGAGAGUGAGAACAAGGUGCCCCAGAUUAAUGAUGCUAUGCCUAGUGAUGACAUUGGUACGUCUGGGAGGUUAAAAUGUACUCCACCAAAGAGUGAUGAAAAUGGUACCCGAAAAUCGUCCAAAGACAGAAGUCCGUCUGCUCCGCAAUCAUCAGUCAGCGUGAAGAAAAUGCAGAGGAUGUUCAAGAAUGCUGCAGAGGAGAAUAUACGGAGCAUCAGAGCUUAUGUUACUGAGUUAAAAGAGCGGGUGUUAAAGCUCCAAUACCAGAAGAACCUUCUGUUGUGCCAGGUAAUUUCAAUGGAGGAGGACAAAGAAGCUGGAACAGAUGAGAUGGAUAAAAUUGAUGAAUCUAUUCCUUUGGCAUGGCACCUGACUUUUGAAGAGGAAAGAAGAGAAAUUGUCAUGCUAUGGCAUUUGUGCCAUGUUUCAAUUACUCACCGCAGCCAAUUUUAUCUGUUGUUCAAGGGCGACCCCUCUGAUCAGAUUUACAUGGAAGUUGAACUCAGAAGGUUGCAAUGGUUAGAACAACACUUCUCUGAUCUUGGUAAUGCGAGUCCUGCACUCUUAGGCGACGAACCUUCAGGAACUGUUUCAGCAAGUAUCAAGGCUCUUAAGCAAGAAAGGGAGUAUUUGGCCAAGAGGGUUGGCUCUAAGCUAACAGCUGAUGAGAGAGAGUUGCUGUAUGCAAAAUGGGAUAUCCCUCCAGGAGGAAAACAAAGGAGGAUGCAGCUGGUAAACAAGCUGUGGACUGACCCCCAUAACAUGCAACAUGUACAAGAGAGUGCCGAAAUCGUUGCCAAGCUGGUUGGUUUCUGUGAAUCUGGUGAACCUGCUAGCAAGGAGAUGUUUGAACUCAAUUUCGCUUGCCCUUCCGAUAAGAAGACAUGGUUGGGCUGGAAUUUGAUAUCGAACCUCCUAAAUCUGUAGAACAAUAGCCUCUAGCUAGUAGUGUCAGUUCAGUUAAGUCUUUCAUCAUGCCUGUAUUCUCCUUGUAUAGGAAGUUUUGUAGUCUACAGGAGUUAGAAUGAUGAGCUCUGUAAUUAAUUUUGUAUUGUAAUGAAUAUUAAGGGCCAUUUUCAGG